Lethenteron reissneri (Far Eastern brook lamprey) is the source of this 2347-nucleotide messenger RNA. Its product is annotated as homeobox protein OTX2-like. Gene Ontology annotation, molecular function: RNA polymerase II cis-regulatory region sequence-specific DNA binding; DNA-binding transcription factor activity, RNA polymerase II-specific. NCBI's taxonomy places the organism in Eukaryota, Metazoa, Chordata, Hyperoartia, Petromyzontiformes, Petromyzontidae. Gene Ontology annotation, biological process: multicellular organism development; regulation of transcription by RNA polymerase II. Gene Ontology annotation, cellular component: nucleus. The record is from RefSeq and is a predicted model, not a curated record.
AUCACUAACUACCAUCACCAUCACCACCGCCGCCCCCUCUGCCACGAGACCCAACAUCUCCACCCCCCCCCCCCCCCACCGAAUGCGCGCUCGAGCACGGCUCCGCGCCCGUGCAUCAUCGCCUUCUUCAUCAUCAUCAUCAUCGCCUUCUUCAUCAUCAUCAUCAGCAGCAGCAGCCACUUCGCUGCUCAGGUGCCCAAUCAUCACCAUCAGCAGCAUCGUUCUCCUCCUCCUCAUCAUCAUCGUCAUUCAGGAAAUCCGAGCAGCCCGUGGAUUUGCAGGAGAGAAUUAACGAAGUUGCGCGCCUCGUUCAGAGCGUGACGCAGAGAGAGAGAGAGAGGGAGGGAGGGGAGCGCUCAAUCGCCUUCUUCUCGUCCGUCCGGCCGCACUCCGCCGAUCCGCGCCCCUCGCUCCUCCGCGCGUCUCUCGUCUCGUCUCCCCGAGCUUCUCUCUGCGGAGGCUGACCACGGGAACGAACCUGCGACUCGCUCCUCGGGCAUCACCGCCACUCCUCGUUCCCCUCGUCCAGAAGCUACCCCCACCCCGCCUCCCCCACCCCCCAAGCAGCUCGAGCGAGGCGUCCCAGGCAUGAUGUCGUAUCUCAAGCAGUCUCCCUACGCCAUGAACGGCCUGGGUCUGGGCGCUCCGGGUAUGGAGCUUCUCCACCAUCCGGCCGUCGCCUACCCCGGGCCGAACCGCAAGCAGCGCCGCGAGCGCACGACGUUCACGCGCGCCCAGCUCGACGUCUUGGAGGCGCUCUUCUCCAAGACGCGAUACCCCGACAUCUUCAUGCGCGAAGAGGUGGCACUCAAGAUCAACCUGCCCGAGUCUCGCGUACAGGUGUGGUUCAAGAACCGCCGCGCCAAGUGCCGGCAGCAGCAGCAGAGCGGCGGGCAGAGCAAGGCGCGCGCGGCCAAGAAGAAGAGCACUCCGCCUCGCGAGAGCAGCUCGGAGAGCACGGCGAGCAGCCAGUACACGCCGCCCUCGUCCAGCGCCGCGGCACCGCAAGCCUCGGCCGCCAGCGUGGCCAUCUGGAGCCCCGCCUCCAUCUCGCCCAUGGGCGACCACCUCACCACGACGGCAGCCUCCUGCAUGCAGCGCUCGUCCGCCUACGCCAUGACCUACAGCCAGGCGUACAGCCAGGCGUCCGCGGCCGCCGGCUACUCGGGCUCGGGCUCGUACUUCGGCGGGGUGGACUGCGGCUCCUACCUGCCCGCGUCCGUCCACCCGCAGCUGCCCGCGGCCGGGGCCACGCUCAGCCCCAUGGCCUCGUCGAUGGCCGGAGGCCACAUUGGCCAAGCGGCCGCGUCGCACGGGGGGGCGCUGGGGGCGCCCGGGUACGCCGGCGGCGGCCUGCCCUUCAACUCGCCCGACUGCCUGGACUACAAGGAACAGGCGGCGUCGUGGAAGUUUGGUUUCAACCCGGCGGACUGUUUGGAUUACAAAGACCAGCCGUCCUCGUGGAAGUUCCAGGUGCUCUGAGAGGCGCGGCGAGGCCACCCGGGGCGUUGCCGGGGCGAGGGUGGCCGCUGCCGACGCAGCGGGGCGGUUCGCGACCAACUCCCGCGCACGUGGGCUCCGAAUUCGCGAGUGGCGAGCGAUGGGCGGUGCGGACCGGAUAUCGCAACUACCGAGAAGAAUCACAGCUAUCUCCUACAAGGACGAUUUCGUACACGUGCCCCGACACUGCGCAGCAUACGCUCACACACGCACGCACGCGCACACACUCGCACACUCACUCGUGUCAAUCUUGUUAGAAUGUAGCUUGCCGCAGUGUAUUUUGACAUUUUAAAUUGACAAUCCAUUUGUGUCCGGUUUUCAGUUGCCAUAUUUUUUUUUUCCAACCACGUACUUAUAGUUUUGAGUGGCCUCAUGUCGUCGUUAUAUGUUAUUUUUGUUGGUGUCAUGUAUUAAAAAGAAAAAAACAGUUGUGGGCAACGCGAUAUUGCUGCGUGGCAUUUCGAGGAGCAGUGGAGUCGAGUGGCCCGGAAAUUGGAGACAGCACCAGCGCGACCCGGAGCUGAAUUUCCCGUUUAUUGAGCUAAUUUAUUUAAAAUCACCGUCACUUCUGCCGUCCGCAUUGUAAUUACGAAGGCAUUGGUUCUUUUCCCGCUCUAGAGAUGAAUAGCCUAUCAAGCUGUAGUGAAUUCCAUUUAUUUUAGUUUGGUAGUCAAAUUAUUAUGUCUUGGGAUUUUUAAACUUUUUUCUGUAAUGUAUGUAAUGAUGCGAAAAUACCCCCCUCCCCCCCCGUUAAUCCUCUAUCCAAGAACUAUUUUGGUCAGUUUGUAAUGACCGGAAAUUUGUAAAUGAGUGUUGCAUAGAGGAACAAAUAAAGUUGUUGAAAGAC